UCCCGGGCUUUUCCAGUUGAAUGCUUCUGGGCUCCGGGCCAAGGGCUCUCCUGGCGGCAGCCUUGGCGGCGCUUUUCCUACUUUUGCUCUUCUCCCGCGGCUCCAGAAGAGGGAAGGUGCGAAAGCAAGGGACGCAAACCCCUCUCGCUGUGUUUGUUGUGUGUGUGUGUGUGUGUGUGUGUGUGUGUGUGUGUGUGUGAGAGAGAGAGAGAGAGAGAGAACGAGCAGGAAGCCAAGAGCGAGAAGAUCCUGGUGGCUCCCGGGCGUGCCGGCGAAACCUUUUUCCAAGAGGAGCACGCACCGACCAGGUCGCAACUUCAAACAAAAAAGAGGUCGCGCUCGUGCGCUUUGUUACGACUCCCCCCGCCCAUGAUCCCAUUUCGCUGCUAUCCUCACAGCGUCGCGUGUGACUCCCGAAGGCUGCGGGCUCCGCUGUGCCCAGAAUUCUCAAUGAGGACCAGGCGCCGGACAUGAAGGUGACCUGGACUGGGCAGGGAAGGUGGCAUGUCGAACUUCCACCCGGUGAGGUUGCAGACUUGUCCCAGUUCUCCACGGGACUCGUGGAUCCUAUCCCUGAAAGAAACCUCAUCUACGAGCUUUGGAAAAAAAUGCACUUGUUCCGCAGCUGCAGCUAUCGGAUCCAGCUGGAGGGGCAGAUGAACAAUGCCCCAAGGAUCCAGGGCAUCCGAUGGACUCCUCUUCCAGAGAGUGAAUCAACUCUGGUGCCUGGCCACAACCUAAAGCAGGCUUCCUCCAACAAAAUUCGGAGAGCAGGAAGGCUCCUCUGUGCACACUUGAUAGUCAUGUAUCCAGAUUUAAUCCGCGAUCACAAGCAUCACCUCCGGCUUCACAGGCAGUGUUGUUCUGGGAAGGAGCUGGUAGAUGCACUUCUUAGUGCAGGACUUUCGGUGCAGACCCGCAGCCAGGCCCUUGGCCUUUGUCAAGUGUUGAUGGAUGAAGGAGUACUGGCUCACGUACGACAGGAGAGCUACUUUCAGGAUCGAGAUGCUCACUUCUUCCGAUUUGUGGCCUUGGAACCAGAUGCUGAAGACAGGGAUGGAGAGGAACUACUGGAGGCGUUGGCAUUGCUGACCCAGCUGGGCCCAACUGCAUUGCUCACCACCAUCCUACGCAAACCUCCUAACCAACGCACAGAUGAGGAACUUGCACUGAUCUUUGAGGAGUUACUGCAUGUCAAAGCAGUAGCCCAUCUCUCCAGUUCGGUGAGGAGAGAGUUGGCUGCUGUACUGCUUUUUGAGUCCCACGCCAAGGCUGGAACUGUGUUGUUCAGCCAAGGAGACAAGGGCACAUCCUGGUACAUCAUUUGGAAGGGAUCAGUCAAUGUUGUUACACAUGAUAAGGGCUUAGUGUGCACAUUACAUGAAGGUGAUGACUUUGGCCAGCUGGCACUUGUGAAUGAUGCCCCCCGUGCUGCCACCAUCAUCCUUCGUGAAGACAGUUGCCACUUCUUGCGAGUGGACAAAAGGGAUUUCAACCGGAUUCUCAAGGAUGUUGAAGCUAACACCCUGCGGCUGAAGGAACAUGGGAAAGUGGUGCUUGUUUUAGAGAAGAAUUCACAAGGCAGUAAUUCCAGUCACCUUGCUGGGACUCUGGGGAGCAGUAGAUAUUCAGUGAUGGCUGGAACCCCUGAAAAAAUACUUGAUUACCUAUUGGAAACCAUGCGUUCAGAUUCUACCCUUUCUGAUCCUGUUGAUACAUUUCUGGGAGAUUUUCUCCUGACGUACUGUGUGUUCAUGCCGACGCCACAGCUGUGCCGAACCUUGCUCCAACACUUCCAUUCGGAACCUUCCGAAGGCUCAGAGCAGGACAAAGCUGCUUAUAUCCUGGGGAAAAGGCAAAAGAUCCUGUGGUUGGUCAACCGGUGGGUGUCCUUGUACGGACGGCUGCUGCAAGCAGAGGCCUGUGCCGUGGCCUUUUUGCAGACCAUGUCAGAAUGUGCAACUCAAGAUGCUCGUUUGGGCCCCCUGCUUCGAGAACAAAUACAGGAUCGCCGGAGAAACCGAGCGAUAGAAAAUGGCAGCAACUGUGCAUCCCCAAAGCUACAGGUCAGGAACGUUGUGAACUGGUUUGCCAUCCAAGAAGAACCUUUUCUGAAUAGCAGUUACACCAUCCGAAUCAAGGACAAAGUUUCAUAUGACAUAUACAGGCCUGACUAUUCCUGCCUUACCAGACUGUUACAGGUGAAUGCCUCAGUUAAGGAAAUCAUUGCAUCAUUAGUAGACUGUCAGGACUGGAACAAAGAUUGGAUCCUAGUCAAGGUCAAUUCAGCAGGAGAUAAAGUUGUCUUGCCCAUGGAAGCUUUUGGUGUGUUUACAUCCCUGGGGUUGAAUGAGAGACUUUUUGCUGUCAGUGUUCAAGAGCUUCACAACUUGGCACCUCACCCUGAACAGCUUGGUCCCAGAACUGGUUCCUGGGAAAGUUUGGAUUUCAUUAGUUCAAAGGACCUGGCUAAUCAGUUCACCGAGCAUGACUGGAACCUCUUCAAAAGCAUCCAUCAGGUGGAGUUGAUUUACUACGUGGUUGGGCCACAGAAAUUUCCCAGUGCAACCACAGCCAAUGUGGAGCGUUUCCUGCGUCGUUUCAAUGAGUUGCAGUUCUGGAUCACCACUGAGCUCUGCUUAUGUCCUGAUGUUAUCAAAAGAGCCCAGCUGCUCCGUAAAUUCAUCAAGCUGGCUGCACACCUAAAAGACCAAAAGAACCUGAAUUCCUUCUUUGCUGUGAUGUUUGGCCUGAGCCACUCUGCCAUCAGCCGCCUUUCUAGGACUUGGGAGAAACUUCCACACAAGACGAGAAAGCUAUAUGGCACUAUGGAACGGAUGUUGGAUCCUUCUUGGAAUCACCGUGUUUAUAGACUGGCUGUGGCUAAGCUGUCUCCACCCAUGAUCCCUUUUAUGCCCCUCCUUCUUAAAGAUAUGACCUUCAUUCACGAGGGCAACCGUACCUUGGUGGAGAACCUUGUCAACUUUGAGAAGCUGCGCAUGAUGGCCAAAGCUGUUCACCUUGUACAUCACUGUCGGAGUCAUCCCAACCUUCCCCUCUCUCCCUUGCGCAGUCGUCCCCAGUACCUCUUGGAAGAAGCUCGGGCAAUCCGUGCCUCAACCUGCUCAGAACAAUCCCUCAGCAUUCGAAGUCCAGCUGCAACCUGGGCCCAUAUCCAGCCCUUGAGAGUGAUUGACAGACAGAAGGAACUUUUGCGGCUCUCACGAGACCUUGAAUCUUGAUACUAGAAGAUUGCCCAAGCAAGGACAGAAAGUAUGCCAAGGACUGUUUGGGAAGGCACCUUCUGGUGGGUUAGGCCAACGCCCCUCGCAUUUGGCCAGAGGAAGAUCUCAAGCAGACGAGAAAGCUCCUCAUAUUCUUGGUGGAACGUUUGAUCUGUCCUGAUCAUUGAAAAAUGGGUGACAUCUUUGCAGAGCCUAAGGAACGAUGUGUCACCUUGCCUCAGGUUUUACAAACGGCAAAAUUUCUGGUGUGAAAAAAGACUGAGUCAUGGAAUGCUUUAAGCUGCCUUACCGGGAAAGGAGCAAAACUCCCACUUAUCAGAUACCAGUGUUCAACAGAAAUAUGUUUGUUU
Messenger RNA from Ahaetulla prasina, 3595 nucleotides. It is a transcript of the gene RAPGEF3, whose product is annotated as Rap guanine nucleotide exchange factor 3. The coding region runs from base 471 to 3242 and encodes 923 amino acids. Gene Ontology annotation, cellular component: plasma membrane. The transcript has 28 exons. NCBI's taxonomy places the organism in Eukaryota, Metazoa, Chordata, Lepidosauria, Squamata, Colubridae. The record is from RefSeq and is a predicted model, not a curated record. Gene Ontology annotation, biological process: Ras protein signal transduction; positive regulation of GTPase activity. Gene Ontology annotation, molecular function: guanyl-nucleotide exchange factor activity.